AUGUCAUUGCUCGAUUUACCAAACGUUGUUCUAGUUAAAAUAUUUAAAAAUGUUGGCAUCUAUGAAACGGUUCGUCUCUUUUAUAAAUGUCGAUCAAAACGUAUUAAACCCGUAUUAAAUGAUCCAUCUAUUUGGUCAUAUGUACAUUUAUCUAAUUCAUUAUUACCAUCAAUUAAUUAUGAAAUAUUUGACUAUUUUUGUCAAUUAUUAAUAUCAAAUCAAUUAUAUGUUCAAACAUUGAUUAUUGAUAAUGAUUUUGAAGAUAUAUGUCGACAAUUAUUGUAUAAUAAUGGUUUUAAUUUAUUUAAUUUUCGUUCAUUAAAACAUUUAAUUAUUAAUAAUGAACAAAUUUUAUUAAAAGAACAACAUUGUCUAUUUUCAAAAUGUUCAUCAACAUUAGAAACAUUGAAAUUAAAUGAAAAUUAUACUAAUGAUAAAUGUGAUUUAAAAAAAUUUCCAUAUUUAACUAAUUUACAAUUAACAAUUUAUAAUAAUAUUGAUCAUCAAUCAUUUCAACAUUUAAUUGAGUUAAAUAUUAAAAUAAUGUUUGAUUAUUCAAGUCGUGAUGUAUUUUCUCGUUUAAAUCAAUGUUAUCAAUUACGUAUAUUUAAAUUAAAUUUUUUAUUACUUAAUGAUAUACAUUUUUCUUAUGAAUUUGAACAAUUUUUAUUUAAAUGUUCAUCAAUUGAAUUUAUUUAUUUAAAUUAUUUAAAUGGUAUAUGUCAAUUAAUCGAUAUUUAUUUAAUAAUAUUUAGAAAAACAAAUUUAAAACGUUUAAUUUUAAUUAAUAUGAUUGAUUAUAAUCGUAUGAAAAUGAUCAUGAAUAAUAAUCAAUUAUAUAUACCAAAUGAAUAUUUUCAAAUUAUAUUACCAAAUAAUAGUCGAUCAUUACAAACAUCGUCCAAUUAUUCAUGUAUAAGAAAUGAACUAUGGUUUAAACGAAAUAUUAUUUGUAUUGAUUACAUACAAUGUUAUACAACAUCAAUGAAUUUAUAUAAUAAAAUAAUAAAUAAUAAUUCAAUUUCAACAACAAUUUCUUGGUCAGAUAAACAACCACAAACAUUUGAACUUUAUAUAUUACGUACAAUUUAUAAUACAUCUUAUUUACAUUUAAUUCAAUCUCUUACAAUUUCUAAUGUACAAUUAAGUUAUAAUGGACUAUUUGUUUUAAUUACACGUUUAGAAAAUUUAUUUAAAAUAACAAUGUCUCAUAUUAAAAUUGAUCAAAUGGGUUAUGCUUUUAAUGAUAUUAAAACACAAAUAUGUGAACAUAAACAAAUAAAUAUGAUAAGUCAUUUAAAAGAAUUAAUAAUGAAACAUAUACAAAUGUCACCGAGAACAAUGAUACAAUUAUGUUUAAUUUUAAAAUAUAUUCGAAUAUUAUCUAUGGAUGAUGUUCAAUUAUUUAAACGAAAAAAAGGAAAAGAUACACGUAUAACAAUAUUAACAAUUAUGAAACAAACAUUUAUGUAUACAAUGAGUAAUAAAUGGAAUUUAUUACAUACAUUUAUAUUAGGAAAAAAUAUGAUUCAAAAACAACAAGACAUUGAUUUAUUGUUGACAAAUGGUUAUUCUUUUAGAUUAAAUCAUCUUCGAAUAACUUUAGAAUUAAAUUUUGAAUAUCAACAAUUAUUUCUCAAAUCAAUGAAAAAAAUAUUAAAAAAUUAUUCAAAAUUAACAUGUUUAAUACUGGAUAUCAGACCGGAUAAUAAUAAUAAUAAUAAUAAUAAUAAUAAUUUAAAAUUUAGUUUAGAACAGUUAAUUGAACAAGUUAGAAAAUCAAACGUUAAAUGUUAUAAUAAUAAUAAUAGUUCAAUUUAUCGCUAUUGUUUUGAUAUUGAUCAAAAUGAUGAUGAAUUUUUGAUUGAAGAAGAAUAUUUUUAUAAAAAAAAGAGAACAUUGUGUGGCAUACCAAUACAAAAUCGAAAACAGAAAAAUUAA
This is a messenger RNA of Didymodactylos carnosus, 1941 nucleotides long. NCBI's taxonomy places the organism in Eukaryota, Metazoa, Rotifera, Eurotatoria, Philodinida, Philodinidae. The record is from the annotation of a GenBank genome assembly.